Theobroma umbraticum is the source of this 1822-nucleotide messenger RNA. Its product is annotated as phosphoserine aminotransferase, putative (DUF760). The record is from RefSeq and is a predicted model, not a curated record. Lineage: Eukaryota; Viridiplantae; Streptophyta; Magnoliopsida; Malvales; Malvaceae.
AAAACGAUCGUAAAAGCCAUAAGCCAAUAAGCCUCUCCCUCCCUUCCCUUCCCCUGCCCUCCACUGCCCUGCCUACAAAACGAUACUCUCAGCAAAUUCUCUUUGGGGUUCCCAUACACAGUUGAUGGACCAUAGUCUCUCCCUCCACAAAGCCCCUUCUCUCUCAUCUUUUUUACCAUCCGCGGUAAAAAAUUCGCAGGGGCCCCACAUCUUUACCCCUCCGAAUUCACUUUCCAACUUCACUUUUACCCACCGGAGAUCGCUUAGUACUGGCUUUACUUCUACUCCUUUCAAUAACGGGAAGGUACCAUCGGUCAAAGCCAGCGCCGGUGCCAGCCACUGUGAUUUUAGCAGCUUGAAUGCUCCGCUUGAGCCGAGGUCCGCUCCUGGAAAGUUCUUAAGCAGUGUUCUUCAGAACCAGCGACAGCUCUUCCACUUCGCCGCUGCCGAUGAACUUAAACAACUUGCCGGUGAUCGUGAUGCUGCCGUCGCUCGUAUGUUUCUCAGCUCUGCUUCCGAUGAAGCCUGUCUGCACAGAAGGAUUGCUCAACUGAAAGAACACUACUGCCAAGCUGCUGUGGAAGAUGUCAUGUAUAUCCUAAUCUUCUACAAAUUCUCUGAAAUCAGAGUACCUUUGGUUCCAAAGCUCUCCAGAUGCAUUUACAAUGGUAGACUUGAGAUAUGGCCUUCAAAAGAUUGGGAGCUAGAGUCUAUACAUAACCUUGAGGUUUUGGAGAUGGUUAGGGAACAUGUCAGUACUGUUAUUGGAUUGAGAGCAAACUCCAGUGUCACAGACAACUGGGCUACUACUGAGAUCCAACGGCUCCAACUAGGCCGAGUUUAUGCAGCCUCCAUCUUGUAUGGUUACUUUCUCAAAUCUGCCUCCUCUAGAUACCAACUGGAAAAAUGCCUAGCUUUGGCUCAUCAAGACCGUCUGAGUCGUAGGAACUCCCUUCAGUUUCCAGAUCUGUUGCCCUGUGGAUUUAAAAGGCUGGUCUUUGGCCAUGUUAGUGACCAGCAAUCUGUUUCAUUGGGUCAAGGGCCAGGUAGACAGGAAAAGAAUCUCGAAGAAUUAAGGUGUUACGUGAUGGGAUUUGACCCUGAGACAUUGCAGAGAUGUGCCAAACUGAAAUCCAAAGAGGCCAUAAAUUUGAUUGAGAAGCAUAGCUGCGCACUCUUUGGAGAUGAGAAGACAGGUGUGCUGGAGACUGGUGAGGUGAUUUUGACAUCCUUUUCAAGCCUGAAGAGGUUAGUUUUGGAAGCUGUUGCAUUCGGUUCUUUCCUUUGGGACAUAGAAGAAUAUGUUGACACCGUGUAUAAGCUGAAGGACAACUGAUUGGAUAGGGGGAGGAAUUAAAAAAGACAUAGCAGUUUGAGUAAAGUCUCUUUGUACAGAGGAUGUAUAUUUUCUGCUUCAUUGCUUUGGUUUGCAAGCACCCAGCAAUUUGCCUUGUAUAGCUAUAAGUUGGUAUUAUAAAUAAUGUACAGUAUACAACUUUUCAACUGUCUCUCGUUGCGGCAGUGGAGCAAUCACCAUUACUCAGUUUUUGAUGAGGUUUUGCACUUAUUUUCUACGUGGUUGAUGACAAAAUUUGAGAGUUAGCAAACCAGUGGUAGUUAAUGUUUCCCCUCAAGGGCAUAACUAUUAAAAUGUCAAGGGUAAAUGCAUGAUUUUGAAUUCUGAGGGCUUUAUUUUUGUUCAGAGAGUCUCGAAGAUGGGUUGAGAUUGCCUCUUCGAGAAUUGUGUAAGUAAAGAAUUUGACAGUGUUCUGCUGUAUUAAUUCCUUGGAUUAAUCUUUAAUGUAACGGCUGUUAGGAUCUU